AACUUCGGGCGAUGGUCUCGUGAACACCAACAUUGUCAAUGUGCAUGCCCAGUGUGACUUUAACCUCACAUCGAGUUCUGCCUAGUGUGGGCGUUUGGCUGAGAUAGUGUCGAAGACGGUUCAUUCAACUAGAAGAUUGACAAGAUGGCAGUCCCCAACAAGCAAGGCAAGAUGCAAGGCUUCGUCAACUACCGCAUGCGCGCAACCCUCAACGACGGACGUCAGCUCGUUGGCCAGAUGCUCGCCUUCGACAAGCACAUGAACCUCGUCCUUGCAGACUGCGAUGAGUUCCGCAAAGUGCGACGCAAGACCAAAGGCGCCGGCGCCCCAGGCUCAAGUGGCGCAACGCAAACAGUGGAGACGGAGGAGAAGCGCUCGCUUGGUCUCGCCAUCGUUCGUGGCGCGACGGUUGUUUCAUGUUCGGUUGAAGGACCACCGCCGAGUGAUCCCGCUGCUAGGCUGGGUACGAGUGCGCCGGGCGGUGUGGCACCUGCAACUAUGCAAGCGGGUCCUGGUAUCAGUCGACCUGCUGGCAGAGGGGCUGGGAUUGGGUUGCAAGGACCUGCGGCGGGUGUUGGAGCCUCGCCGUUUCCGGGCUUUCCUGGUGCGCCACCUGCUGGGUUUCCGGGUAGAGGCGGACCUCGUAAGCUCUGCCACUAUGCUCAAGUCUAACUCAUGGCACUAACGUUGCGACACAGCUCCUGGCUUCCCGCCUGCCGGCUUUGGUGGACCACCGCCAGGAUUCAAUCCUGCCUUCUCUCCCGCUGGCAGAGGCUUCCCGCCACCCCGGUAGAGCUGCGUCGGAAAUGACACACGAUGGACCGAUCAUAGGUACCAAACCAAGUAGUCGCGUCACCCGUGCGAGACCCAAACUUUGCGGGCCAAGGCAAAUCG
Messenger RNA from Baudoinia panamericana UAMH 10762, 894 nucleotides. RefSeq lists its product as uncharacterized. The transcript is spliced from 4 exons. The record is from RefSeq and is a predicted model, not a curated record. Bases 145 to 672 code for a protein of 175 amino acids. Gene Ontology annotation, molecular function: RNA binding. Gene Ontology annotation, cellular component: U4 snRNP; U2-type prespliceosome; U1 snRNP. NCBI's taxonomy places the organism in Eukaryota, Fungi, Ascomycota, Dothideomycetes, Mycosphaerellales, Teratosphaeriaceae. Gene Ontology annotation, biological process: mRNA splicing, via spliceosome.